UGCUCCUUACAUCAUGUGCAGGUCGUGUGAUGCUAAGGAAGUUCUUCAGGUUGUUGCAAGGAGCAGACACGGAAUAACGUCAGACAGCUUUGUUGUGCUGGAGCGACCAUGGAGUGGGACCUGAGACGCACCCAGUCACUGAGGAACAUGUCCUCAUCAGGAGACAGGUCCAUCUGGACGGACACAGGACUCCGGGACAAGACUGUGUCCCAGUUAGUGGCCAGGUAUCAAACUACUGUGGAAAAAAGCUCAGGUGUUCAACCAACUCCAGUGGAAAAAUCAGAAGCAAAGACAAAAAAAGCGUUAAACGAGGUGGCAUCACCUUCAGUGAAAACUCCAACAACUCACCUGGAGUCCCUGAUGAAAAGAAAUGAAGAGCGAGAAAAAGUCGGAGUCAAAACCAACCUGACUCGCAGCAAAUCAACGGGCAGCCUUCAAAACAGCACAGGGUCCUUUGAGGCCCUUAUGGCUGUGUUUGAGUCGAGCGACACUGCCAAAAGGAGAGUAAAGAGCAGCUUUAGGAUGUCAAAUGAAACACAGAAGUACAAAGCUGACAUGCCAGUGGUGAAUGGAGAGGAUGUGCAUGGCACUGCAAGAGAGCAUAAACCACCUGCUGAGAAUAAAAAGGAUCAUGUGGCUCAAAAGUUGGCGAAUCAGGUUAUGAACCAGUCCCAGAUUGAGAGGAGAAGAACGAUAGCCGGCGUUAAUUUUGAAAAGAUGGCCGCAUCUGAAGCAGGUGAGCUCCACAUAUGA
Molecule: messenger RNA, 753 nt
Organism: Nothobranchius furzeri (turquoise killifish)
Lineage: Eukaryota; Metazoa; Chordata; Actinopteri; Cyprinodontiformes; Nothobranchiidae
Product: xin actin-binding repeat-containing protein 1
Biological process (GO): actin filament organization; actin cytoskeleton organization
Cellular component (GO): focal adhesion; stress fiber
Molecular function (GO): actin filament binding
Source: RefSeq, a predicted model, not a curated record